Molecule: messenger RNA, 1656 nt
Organism: Paramecium tetraurelia
Lineage: Eukaryota; Ciliophora; Oligohymenophorea; Peniculida; Parameciidae
Exons: 1
Biological process (GO): iron-sulfur cluster assembly
Cellular component (GO): cytosolic [4Fe-4S] assembly targeting complex
Molecular function (GO): protein binding
Source: RefSeq, a predicted model, not a curated record
AUGAUAGAGAAUGAAGAAUAGCUCUUAUGCUCGAAUAAUUAGCAUAUUCCUAGUCCAGCUAUUGCUAUAUUACUUGAUAAAGAUCUUGAAGGAACGUAACAAUUAGUAUGUCAAUAAUGUGUACUAAAUCAUAUAGGAUGUUUAAAUGGAAUUUCGAUCACUUAAGGAUUGGUUAGAAUACAAUAAUUAAAGGAACAAAUUUUUGAUCAAAUUGGAAUCCUCUUUUAAGAAACUUUUCAUUAUUUGAAGAUUUUUCAAGAAAAAAUUUUAUAAGUCAAACAAGAGUUUUUACAGACCAUAAAUUAAGUUAUCGAUCCCCUUGAAUUAUGGAUGAAAUAAUUAGAAGAACUAAAAGAAGGCUAUUCCUAAUAUAGUAUAUAUACUGAGAUUAAUAAUCUUACUAAACCAACCGAUUUACUAAUAGAAUAAGAAAAAUAAUAAUUUCAAAACAGGAUAUAAAAAAUAAAUAAUUAAUAUUUGACCAAGACUGCUUAAUAUUUAAAAGUAUUAGACAAUUUCAUAGCAGAUAAGAAAUUACUUCUAAAACUGAAUUAGUUAUAAGAUUCAACUUCGAAUAAAGAAAAAAUACUUAACGAAGAGAGUGUUAAUACUGGAUAAUAAAAAGAGUCAAAUCAAGCAAUUAGUUAAAGCUAUAAAUAAGAAAGAAUAUAACAUAAAUUAAUUCAAGAGGUUUAUUAAGAACAAGAGUGCCAUGCAUUAGAUUUUAAUAAAGAUAACUCCCUUGUAGCUGCAUCAUGUAAAGAAAAUAUUAAAAUCUGGAAAUUUAUAGAAGGAUAGUUGAUUAAUCAAAAUAUCUUGUUGACUGGUCAUGAAAGUGAUGUUUUCUGUAUUUUAUUCAGUAAAAAGAUUAAUUGGAUUGUAUCUGGUGACAAAACUAAUCAAAUUAGAAGUUGGAUUGAAUGUAAAGAUGUUCAAGGGAAAACUUAUUGGUAAAGCUCUUUACCCCUUGAGGUGCAUAAAUCUGAGAUUUUAUGUCUACAUUUAAAUAAAAAUGAAGAUGAAUUAAUAUCUGCAAGUGGAGACAGUACGAUAAAGGUAUGGGGAGUCAACUGCAACUUAAAUAAAAUAGAAUUCUAAUAUUCCCUUGAGAAACACACAAGUUAUGUUGAUAAAAUAAGCUUAAAUUCAACAGAAACGAAUAUGGUAUCUUGUGGAUGGGAUCAAUAAAUUAUUGUAUGGGAAAAGGAUGAUAGUAAAAGAUGGUAAUUUAAAUAUAUAGUUGAAUAAUCUAUUGAAGAUAUUGGAUUCAGAAUAGGAUUUUUAUAAGAUGAUACAGUUGUUUGGUGUUAGCUUUGCGAACCGUUUUUACAUGUUUUCAAAUUGUAAAAUGGAACAUUUUAAGAAAGGUCAGAUUUAAUAGUUAAAUUACAAAAUAUAAAAACUGAAAAUAAUUAUAAUGACUUUAAUCUUUUUUAAUUAAAAUAUUUACAAUAAGAAAAAGUGCUAAUCUUUAAGUAUAACCGAUAUGUGUAUUUGAUGAGAGAGACUUUAGAUUCCACUUUUAUUUUUCCUUGUGAACCUAUUGAUUGCUAAUCAAUUGAAUGCUAUGGUAAUAUAACAGAUAAUGGAAGGUAUUUAAUAGUUUGGAAUGAACAUUCAAAGUAAUUAUAAAGUUUUGAAAUUGAAUAUCAAUGA